Carya illinoinensis is the source of this 794-nucleotide messenger RNA. RefSeq names its product hemiasterlin resistant protein 1-like. The record is from RefSeq and is a predicted model, not a curated record. Gene Ontology annotation, cellular component: mitochondrion; nucleus. The coding region runs from base 128 to 571 and encodes 147 amino acids. The transcript has 5 exons. NCBI's taxonomy places the organism in Eukaryota, Viridiplantae, Streptophyta, Magnoliopsida, Fagales, Juglandaceae. Gene Ontology annotation, biological process: mitochondrion organization.
GUCGUUAACCUCGCAUAUUCUGAAAGAAUUAUUCCGUUCAAACUAUAAAUUAUAAACUUCAGGUUUUGGGCAUCAUCUCUCUACGCUUCUGGAAUUUUCACCCCUCUCCGCCACCGCUACACGAACCAUGCCUCGCCGAAGCUCCGGUGGAAGACGUGCUUCCCGUGCACCCCCUCGCCCUGCUUCAGUGCGAAAUCCACCUCAGCCAGUUAACCAUGCUCCUUCUCCAGCUCCUGCACAGGCUGGCAGUGGUGGAUCCAUUCUAGGAGGCAUUGGUUCAACCAUAGCUCAGGGAAUGGCUUUUGGCACUGGAAGUGCAGUGGCCCACAGGGCUGUGGAUGCUGUGAUGGGUCCUCGCACUAUUCAACAUGAAACUGUGGUCUCUGAGGCAACUGCUGCUGCCCCGGCUCCUACUACAAACAGUCUUAGCGGCUCUGAUGCAUGCAGUAUUCAUUCCAAGGCAUUCCAAGAUUGCUUGAACAACUAUGGGAAUGACAUCAGCAAGUGUCAGUUCUACAUGGAUAUGCUGGCCGAGUGCAGGAGGAACUCUGGUUCUAUGUUGAAUGCCUAAUCAAAUUCCCUUUGCCAUUUAAUGGAAAAUUUGCACCACAUAUCCUAAUUUUAUGUUUGUGAUGAUGGUGAUUUGGUACUCCAGUUAGGGUUGAAGAUUUUAUGUCCUUAACAAUCUAGAAAGACUAUAAUGGUUCUUUAUUCAUUCACCUCUUUUUUAUUGUUGGAAGGGGAACUUCCAAAACAAUCCUAUUCUGAUUGCUGAAAUCUUGAGGUUUUUACUA